AUGAUCACAUUCAGCGAUUGCCCGAGAGAAAUCACGAUGAAGGAAUCGGACAGGUGCUUGGAUCCCCAGCUCUGGCACGCGUGCGCCGGUGGCAUGGUCCAAAUGCCGGCGGUGAGCUCCUUGGUCUGUUACUUCCCCCAGGGGCAGGCUGAGCACGCACAGGGCCCCGUGGACUUCCCCAACUGCCCGCGGAUUCCCCCGUACAUCCUCUGCCGGGUCGCCGGUGUGAAGUAUCUGGCCGAUCCCGAGACGGACGAGGUCUACGCCAAGAUGAAACUGAUGCCUGUUAGAUCCGAGGAGCUGGACUAUGGAGGCGGGGAGGACUUUGGCGGCCUGGGGAGCAACGGAUCGGGGGUCCCUGAGAAGACCACCUCCUUCGCCAAGACCCUGACCCAGUCGGAUGCCAACAAUGGCGGUGGGUUCUCUGUUCCGCGCUACUGUGCGGAGACCAUCUUUCCGCGUCUGGACUACUCGGCCGAUCCGCCGGUCCAAACGAUCCUCGCCAAGGAUGUCCAUGGCGAAAUUUGGAAGUUCCGCCACAUCUACAGGGGGACACCGCGCCGCCAUCUUCUCACGACCGGCUGGAGCACCUUCGUGAAUCAGAAGAAGCUCGUGGCUGGGGAUUCCAUUGUGUUCCUGCGGACCGAGAACGGGGAGCUCUGCGUUGGGAUCCGGCGGGCGAAGAGAGGGCCCGGCGGUGGGCUGGAGCUGCCGUCGGGAUGGAACAUCCCCGGUGGAAAUUGCUUGCCGCCGCCGUACGCGGGUUUCUCCCUGUUCUUGAGGGAACAGGAGAACAAGCUCAUGAGGCGGAAUGGCGAGAACCCUGGUUCAGUGGGGGGCAUGAUCGCGAGGGGGAGAGUUAGACCAGAGUCCGUCGUGGAGGCUGCCAACCUCGCUGCCGAUGGUCAGCUUUUUGAGGUGGUCUACUACCCUAGGGCGAGCACGCCGGAGUUCUGCGUCAAGGCGGCGGCCGUGAGGGCUGCGCUGAGGAUCGACUGGUGCCCUGGCAUGCGCUUCAAGAUGGCCUUUGAGACCGAAGAUUCCUCUCGUAUCAGCUGGUUCAUGGGCACCGUCUCCUCCGUUCAAUGCGCGGACCCCGUCCGUUGGCCCGAUUCUCCGUGGAGGCUCCUCCAGGUCACUUCCUCUCCCAUCCUUCCAUUGUCUAUCGUUUCUGUGCUCUUCUUCUUCUUCUUCCUCUUCUCUGGAUUAACGGAAUGUUUCCUUCAUCUUCGUCUGCGGACUGAUCCUCCGGUUUUACGGAAUAACCUCCCCUCGCCCAUUCGGCCUCCUCGGCGCUUCCCUCCAGCGGGGCAAUCGAAAGAUCCUGUCUUGCCGCAUCGAAGAGAACGAUCUCUUGUUCUCUUCGUUCUUUGUUCAGUGUUGCAUUUGCGCUUGAAUCGUAUAUCUUGUAAUCCGCACUCUUAAAACCCUACUGGUUGACCUCCCGUUCUAGCCGUACUUCCCCUCUGGGAAAUCAUGCGGCGCUUUGAACUGUGGAACGGCAUCGAUGCCGGGUUUAAUUUGUUCGCGGAUGGAAAUGGAAAGUUUUUACGACUGACAGUUGUGAUAAGCAGCUGGUGGCUUGGCUGGGAGGUCCCUGUGAAUUUCCGGGAACCAACCCUUCCCGGAUUUAUUUCCCUGGAGGCUGCAUGGCCCCGGGUGUGGAGGAGGAAGAGAAAGCAACUUCUGUUUUGUUUUGUCCUUGAUGCUUUUCCAUUCUUAUCUCAUACAUUGUCAACGCCUUUUGGUUUUCCUUGCAUACUACUCUGUCGGUCGGUCGGACGGUCUCUCUCUCUCUCUCUUCCCGUAUGUGUUUCAUCGAAUCUACGCUCUCGGCGAUCGGAGGGGGUUUAACAGGUUGGAUUGGCUGUCGAUGCAGGUAACAUGGGACGAACCAGAUUUACUUCAGAACGUGAAACGGGUCAGCCCGUGGCUGGUGGAGCUCGUGACCAACAUGCCGGCCAUCCACCUGAAAACCUUCUCGCCGUCGAGGAAGAAGCUGCGGUUGCCACCGUCGCCGGACUUCGCCAUCGACGGCCGUUUCCUGACGCACGUUUUUUCCGGCAACUCCUUCGAACCCAGCAGCAACCCCCAGUGCUGCCUUCCGGACAGCGCCCCUGCAGGGAUACAGGGAGCCAGGCAUUCUCAAUUUGGUAUAUCCAUCUCAGAUCUCCACAUCAGCAAGCUGCAGACGGGUCUGCUCCACGCUGGAUUUCACCGGCUGGAGAAUCCCCCCCGCCCGCCGCCGGGCGCCGUCUCCGCCGCCCCUUGCGGCGCCGCCACCAGGAGCCCCAUACCGGACGUCUCCUGCCUGCUCACCAUCGGGAACGCCUCUUCGCCCCGCUCGAGGGAGUCGUUCAGUCCGAAGACGCCGCACUUUUUGCUCUUUGGGCAGCCCAUACUGACGGAGCAGCAGACCCCGCCGAGCUCCGGGGACUCGGGCGGCGGCUCGCCGGAGUUCACCAGGAAGAGCUCGGAUUUGUUGAACGGGUCCGGCUCUGCGAUCAACCUGCGAGGCCUCGCGGAGAACUCUCCUUCCGAAGGAGGAGGCGGCCUCGUCUGGUACAAGGACCACCUCCACCACCAUCACCAUUACCAGUCAGCGACAGAGUCGGAGACUGGCCACUGCAAGGUCUUCUUGGAGUCGGAGAACGUCGGUCGGACCCUCGAUCUCUCAGUCCUGGGCUCCUACGAGGAGCUCUAUCGGAGGCUGGCCGACAUGUUCGGCAUUCAGAAAUCCGAUAUGAAGAGCCACGUGCUCUACCGAGACGCCACUGGCGCGGUCAAGCACACCGGCGAUGAGGCCUUCACGUGAGUCCCCUCUCUCUCUCUCUAUUUUCUCUCUUCUCUCUGUGUCUCCCCUCCAUCCCCUGCGAAAGACCCUUCCGGCAGGCCGCCCACCGUUUAACGUGACCGUCGUUUCUGCUACUGUACGCACUGUGCAGCGACUUCAUGAAGACGGCGCGGAGGCUGCAGAUCCUGAUGGACGCCGGAAGCGACAACGUCGGGAGGUAG
Spirodela intermedia is the source of this 3015-nucleotide messenger RNA. The record is from the annotation of a GenBank genome assembly. Lineage: Eukaryota; Viridiplantae; Streptophyta; Magnoliopsida; Alismatales; Araceae.